This is a messenger RNA of Limulus polyphemus (Atlantic horseshoe crab), 639 nucleotides long. Its product is annotated as protein transport protein Sec61 subunit beta-like. Gene Ontology annotation, cellular component: Sec61 translocon complex. The coding region runs from base 96 to 386 and encodes 96 amino acids. The record is from RefSeq and is a predicted model, not a curated record. NCBI's taxonomy places the organism in Eukaryota, Metazoa, Arthropoda, Merostomata, Xiphosura, Limulidae. Gene Ontology annotation, biological process: intracellular protein transport. The transcript is spliced from 4 exons.
UCUUUCUUUCCAUUUUUGAUGACGUUACUUACUGAACAAUUCUUAGCCCUUCUUGUUGGAGCAUCGUGCCACUGUUUGUUCUUUUAGAAAUAACCAUGCCUGCAUCACCAAGUUCUACAAGUGUUGGUGGAGGUCGUUCUCCUAAUGCUAUGUCACCUCGGUCAUCAGGAGGUUCUACAGUAAAGCAAAGGAAAACUGUUUCUGGAGCUGCUGGAGGAGGGCGUACCAGAGGACCUGCUGCUGCAGGAACUGGGGGAAUGUGGAGGUUUUACACUGAUGAUUCACCUGGCAUUAAAGUAGGACCUGUGCCAGUGUUGGUUAUGAGCCUGUUGUUCAUUGCUUCAGUUUUCAUGCUUCACAUCUGGGGCAAGUACACCAGAAGCUAAAAGCUGCCAAAAAAGUAAAAUGCAUGUUCAAAAAGUUAUGACUUGGUGAUUGGGACCAUAUUGAAUAAAGCAGAAUAUUCACAUACCUCCAGUUGUCAGAACAAUUAUAUACACAACUUAUUUACAAAUAAGAGCUCCAUUAUAUCGAGUUUUUUAUAUAUAUUAUGUACAAGUUUUAAUUGGUCUUUUUUUGCUCAGUAAAUCCAUUGUUGUGUGUAAAGAAAACUAAUAAAACUUUUGAAUUUAAACAUCA